GUUUAAUUAUUGUCAUACCUUUAAGGGAUAUGGGUAUGCAAGCAAAUACCUUGGUCCAUCGUCUGAUUCGAAUGUUGAUAUGGAGCGAGAUUGGAAACUGAUUACAGUAUAUGUUGGGUUAAAUGACCUUUGUGCCUCGUGUUAUGACGUAGAGAAAUACUCAUCUUUUGCCUACGUCACAAAUAUUGGCCGAGCACUUGAUAUACUGAAGGACAAGGUUCCCAGGGCGUUUGUAAAUGUUAUACCAGCGUUCGAUGUGAGCGUGUUGCGCAACAUGGACGCAGACAAUGACAAUUGCAAAAAUAUGCGAUCCGAAACAUGUCCCUGUAUUGUGAAUAAAGAUGAUGCAAGCCUUGUAUCUGAAUUGUCACAGCGCUACCAGGAUCAGUUAGCUGCUGAAAUUGAUGGUGGCAAGUACGACACUGAUACUUUUGCUGUGGUACUGCAAAAACAAUUAGAAAAUCUCAAUUUUCUUUCGCUAUCUGACGGAAGACCAGACCCUACACUUCUGUCUCACGACUGCACACUUCUUAGCAGAGAAGGACACCAGAAGACCGCCAUAGCUCUGUGGAAUAGUAUGGGAACCUAUUUUUACACCAACCUGAAUUCAGAGCCAGUAUACCUUGAGGUUGAUCUUGAAGAGGCGGUUAAGUAUUCCACGAAGAUGGAGAAGUCACGUGACAAAUUGCAUGCGCAUCCUUACUAUGCCGUGAUAUUUAUCACUGUGUUCAUAUUCAUGAUCGCAUUAGUGGCGGCUGUUAUUAUACAUCUCACUAUUGUAGACUUCAAGAAAGAGAAACAGAUUAAGAUGUAUGAUUUCAGCUUGUUUGCUGAUGAUGAUGAUGACUAA
Anneissia japonica is the source of this 850-nucleotide messenger RNA. RefSeq names its product phospholipase B1, membrane-associated-like. NCBI's taxonomy places the organism in Eukaryota, Metazoa, Echinodermata, Crinoidea, Comatulida, Comatulidae. The transcript is spliced from 6 exons. The coding region runs from base 80 to 850 and encodes 256 amino acids. The record is from RefSeq and is a predicted model, not a curated record. Gene Ontology annotation, molecular function: glycerophospholipase activity. Gene Ontology annotation, biological process: phospholipid metabolic process.